CCGUUUUGCAUCUGAAAAAAAUCUGAUAGUUAGAGAAGAGUUCUGUCAAGCACUGGUGUAGACACUGAGCAAUACCAAACUGCGGGGCCUAAAUUAAUUGAGAUAAGGUAAUGGAAAAGAAGGAGUUGAGUGAUCCCCUGAACAACAUAUCAGUGAUAAAAGGGACAAAUAUGGGGUCCCCAAGCGACUAUGAAAAAACAAUCCAGCGCUUGAACGAUGAACUUGGAAAGGCUCAGGAUCAGGCCAACACAGAGAGGCACAAAUGUAUGGAGCUAGAAGGUAUCCUCAAUAAAGAGAAAAAGGACAAGAAACAACAAGCUGAUGAUUCUGCAAAACAGAUCAAAUUUCUUCAAGGCCAAGUGCGACAGCUCCAAGAUGAGAUGGAUGUCCUCAGAGAGCAGACAGAUGUCUCCUCUAGUUUACAUGAUGAGCUACAAAAUUCACGCGAUGAGGUGAAAUCGCUGAAACGAAUCCUGGAGGCAGCUUCCGCUGAGCGGGAACGUGACCUAAGUGCAAUCGAGUUUAACCUAGCAACCGUCUCCAAAGAUUUGGAAAAAUGGCGUCAGACUGCCAGCAAAUACGAGCGUGAGAUUGAUGACCUACAGCGGGAUCUCCAGCAGCAGGGCAAGCAGUGGCAAAAAACUGCAGAAAUACAAGCCAAUGAAUUGCAGUCCAUGCAGAUGGAGUGUAACGGACUUCAGAAGGAGUGUUCUAGUCUGCGCUUGGAGAAACAGGAAUUAGUGAAUAAGCAUCAGAAUGAAAAGGGCAGUCUGCAAAGUGAGUUCACUUCCCUCAGGACAGAGAAAGAGGAACUCCACAAGGCCCAUCAGAAAGAGAAGGGCGACUGGGAGCAAAAAAGUACAGCACUGUGUGCUAAAAAUGAGGCGAUGCAGCAGAAGCUGCAGCAGUUGGAGAAAGAGCUUGUCAGUUCACGUGCCCAGAAUGCAGACCUGAGCAACAGCCUGAAAGCCCUUGAGAGAUCUCAGCAGGAGCUGGAAAAGAAGCUGGUAGCUUUGGAGCUUCAACAUCAACUGGAUAGCAGCAAGCUACAGACCCAACUGGAUGAGGCAGCUUACAACAAGGAGACCCUGCAGAAAAAGUAUGAGGAGACCAAGAUGGAACUGACUGACCUAAAGGAAGAUUAUGAGAAGACUGAGCAGGAGAAGCAUGCACUUUUGAAUGAACUGGAGGAGUGCAAAGCCAACAUGAAGGAAUUACAGGAGAGAGGAACAAAGACAUCCCUAAUGCUGCCUGUUCAAGCCAUAGUCAUCGGCCUUGUCCUGGCUUUGCUGUUAUGGUGCUUCGGCGCAUUGUGGUAGUAAGAAGCUGUGGAUGAUCUGGGGGCCUGUGGUUGCUGUGGCUCUAACAGCUGUGACUGCUGCUGCACUCUUUAAGACCUGAGGGACACACAUACAUGGCUCACACAUAUAGAUGCACACAGCGAACUUAGUCAUAAGAUUUCUCCACACUGAAACUGUCUUGCGUGACACAUACUCUUAUCUGCACUGUUCAUUAGGAGUCAUACUUAACACUGUUUAAAUAUCUUGCAAUGUUUAUUUCAAUCGGCACUUGUGCUCAUUAAAGUUCUUUGAGUGUUUAUGUUUGCAAAAUAUUAGUGGUAUAUAUUUUGGCAAAUUUUGAGCUGUAAGGUGUCCAUUCAUGAAUGUAAAUGUUGUCUACACUCUAAUUGUAAUUAUUAUAUAAGAUAAUAGUUUGGAAGGCUUAUUUACAGCUCAGGCCUCCCAAAAGAUAGUGUGUGGGUGUAGUUGUCAGCACAAUAAACAUUGUCAAUAAAGUGA
Hippocampus comes (tiger tail seahorse) is the source of this 1799-nucleotide messenger RNA. It is a transcript of the gene slmapb, whose product is annotated as sarcolemma associated protein b. Gene Ontology annotation, biological process: protein localization to plasma membrane; regulation of voltage-gated sodium channel activity; regulation of membrane depolarization during cardiac muscle cell action potential. The coding region runs from base 111 to 1319 and encodes 402 amino acids. The transcript is spliced from 10 exons. The record is from RefSeq and is a predicted model, not a curated record. NCBI's taxonomy places the organism in Eukaryota, Metazoa, Chordata, Actinopteri, Syngnathiformes, Syngnathidae.